UACAAUCUCAUGAUUUUGUUUGGAAUAACAUUGAUGUGUGUUGUUUUAUUUGAUUAUUGUUUCUUGUGUGCAUGACUGUUGAUAUUUAUUUGGUCGUGUGUAUUCCCCUCAUUGAGUGUGUUAGUAAUAAGUUGGGAAAGUCAAAUCCAUCAAGUGAAGGAAAAACUAGUUUGAAAGUAGUCGUUGAAGUCCCUUUUAGUUGAAUGGGGUAAAGAUAAAGUAAAUAAAAAACAAGGAAAAAAUAAAACAUAAAAAGAAGUUUUGAAAGUUUUAAAAAAUAAAAGAGAUACGGUUAUUUUUGUUUAUUGUUUUUUUUCAUUAAAAUGACUAUAAAUGAAACCCAACUGUACAUUAAUAUAGCUCUCCAAAUGACCAGUAGACAAUAAAUGAAAACCCAUUUUAUUUUUAUUGUAAUUUAAAAUUCUUAAACUGUUCUUUGUGAUUUUUGAAAUCCCCCGCUUCAUCGGAGACUGAUUUCAGGUAUGAAUCUUUACUUCAACUUUGUCUUUUGCCUUUUCAUCUCUGUUUUUAGUUUCAGAUCUGUGCUUCUUUACUUGUAUUUCAGUGGGUUUUAGUUUCAGGUCUCAGUCUGGUUCUUGUUUUUGUUUGUUUAUUGUCUAGUAUAUGUUAUUUAUUUUUGGAUUUCUUGUUUGCCUCUGUUUAAGAUGGUUGUGUUAUGGUCUUUUUGUUUUGUAAUUUCUGCUUAGCAGAAUACUGUUGGGGGUUGGGGUUUUGUGUUUGGGUCUUGCGGCAUGGUAGUUUUUGGGCUUUUCUGCCUGGGUAUAUGGGUUUGGAGACUGAAUCGUGGGUGUGGGUUUUGUGGGCUUGAGGCGUGGGUUGGGGAGCUGGGGUUUGGGGUUUUUUAGUUAAACAAAAAUUAAAAAUACCUAAAUGAAAAGUAAAAAUAAAAAUAAAAAAUUACUACGAUACCUUCACACUGGAUUUAGGUUUAAGCAGGCCUUUUCAAGUUGAGAAUGCACAGAUCGUUGGUUCGGCCAUUCAUGGGGGUGCGUGGGUUUUCCUCAACCUCCAAGAAAAUUGUGGCGUCGGUAUUGUUCGAGAGAUUACCUGUCGUUAUUCCCAAAUUGGAUCCUGUGGUUUAUGCAUUCAAGAGUUUUCCUUUCGAUGGAGGCAGCAGUAUUGACACAAAUAUCCUUAUGAAUUCUUGGACAUGUCUAAAUCUAGGGGAAAAGGUGAUUACCAAAUUGACAACGUUCCAGCUCCAAGGAUCACUGAAGCUGACAAAACGAUUGACAGAAAGUCAUUGCAGAGAGCACUUGAUAGAAGAUUGUAUCUUCUUCCAUAUGGUAACAGUAAUGCAGCUCCUAGCGGGAAACCUGUGUGGCAUUUUCCAGAAAAAGUUUAUGAUUCAGAGGAGACGUUGCGCAAGUGUGCAGAGUCUGCCUUAGCAUUCGUACUCGGAGACCUCUCUCACACUUAUUUUGUCGGAAAUGCUCCCAUGGGGCACAUGGUUAUACGGCAGAUGGAGAAUGUGCCUGAACCAUUUAAGCGAUUUUUUUUCAAGUCUCAAGUGAUUGAUACCAACAAGUUCGAUAUCCAGAAGUGCGAGGACUUCGUUUGGGUGACCAAAGGUGAACUCUUGGAGUAUUUUCCUGAACAAGCUGAAUUUUUUAAGAAGUUGAUUAUCAGCUGAUGGCAAACUGCUUCAUUCGGUUCCAAGCCAUACAGGUCUUUCAUAUAACCCAAAUUUGUGGAAUAGAGUGUCCAAGAUUAGAAAACCAAACAUCCGAACGUGACUCAAUUAGGCAAAAAUAACGAAAAGCUCAUUGGCUAAGGAUGGAUUGAAUUGUCCAAUACUUUUAGUUUCUUAUGUAGGCGAUUAUUGAUGCAUGGUCUUGUUUUAUUUUAUUACAUAUUCCUCUCA
This is a messenger RNA of Gossypium raimondii (Peruvian cotton), 1885 nucleotides long. RefSeq names its product 54S ribosomal protein L17, mitochondrial-like. The transcript is spliced from 6 exons. Lineage: Eukaryota; Viridiplantae; Streptophyta; Magnoliopsida; Malvales; Malvaceae. The record is from RefSeq and is a predicted model, not a curated record. Bases 1172 to 1654 code for a protein of 160 amino acids. Gene Ontology annotation, cellular component: mitochondrial large ribosomal subunit. Gene Ontology annotation, molecular function: structural constituent of ribosome.